GAUAUUUUGCAGCAACCACUGAUCUAUUUCCACCUUACCAUUGUCCUCCUUAUCACCUGGACACACAAAGAGCAUGUGAGCUGUGUGGGCUCGACCACUGCAGACAAAUUGUACUCCUGCAGUGAGGAUCACCAGAUCCAAAGAUAGAACCUGCUGACCAGUGAGAUCAGCCUGGUGGUGAAGGUGCUGGAGGACCUCUUCCCCAUUGACCUGCACUGGGUCCCCAAGACGGUGGGAGGCAAGAAGCACAUCCAGGCCGAGAUCUUUGUGCUCACCAGUACUGACGGUAAGUUCCGCCUGGCCUCUAAGACGGGCCGUAUUGAGAAGAGUGCAGAGGCCCACAAAGGAGCUGUAUUAGCCGAGAACAACGACGGGACCGCUCUCAUCACAGCUGGGGAGGACUGGCACGUCAAGUUCUGGUCUAAGAGUGGCAUGCUGAGGUCCACCUUGGCCAGGUCAGGGUCUCCUGUAUACUCGGUGGCCUGGAGCCCGGACUCUGAUAGGAUCCUGUACACGUUAGGCAGACUGCUGAUAAUCAGGCCCCUGCAACCCAGCGCCAAGGUCCUACAGUGGAAGUCCCAUGAUGGGAUCAUUCUGAAGGUGGACUGGAACUCUGUGAAUGACCUGAUACUGUCAAGUGGAGAGGACUGUAAAUACAAGGUGUGGGACAGCUAUGGUCGUCUGCUCUACACGUCCUCGUCACAUGACUACCCUGUGACCUCCAUGUCCUGGUCUCCAGAUGGGGAGGUGUUCGCAAGUGGAUCCUUCAACAGCCUGCAUCUCUGUGACAAGCCCGGGUGGUCGUAUGCGUUGGAGAAGCCUAACUGGUCAGCAGACGGCACGCAGCUCACGAGGGCUUGUGGGAAAGGACACGUCAUCUUCGCCUACGUGGUGGAGCAGCGCUGGAAGUGGAGGAGCUUCGAGAUCACCCUCACCAAGAGGAGGACGAUGCAGGUGAGGAACGUGGUGAAUGAUGGGGAUGUUCUGGAGUUCAGGGACCAGGUCAUCAAAGCCUCUCUGGCCCACGGUCACCUGGUGGUCACCACCGCUCUCCAGUGUAAGAACUGGAACCAUCCUCUCAUCUUUGACCUGAAGGAGGGAACCAUCAGCCUCAUUGUACAGGCUGAGAAACACUUCCUGUUGGUGGAUGGAACGGGGGUCUAUGUGUUCUCCUACGAGGGCCGUCUCAUCUCCACGCCCAGAUUCCCCGGCAUGAGAACGGACAUCCUCAAUGCCCAGUCAGUCUCCCUUAGCAACGACACCAUCGCCUUCCGGGACAAGAGCGAUGAGAAGGUCAUCUUUCUGUUUGAUGCCCUGACGGGGAAAGCCCUGGGUGAAGGGAAGCCCCUGACUGACAAGAUGGAGGUGGUGGAGAUAGCUCUGGACCAGUGUGGCCCGUCCAGCGAGAGGAAGAUCGCAGUCAUAGACAAGAACCGUGACCUGUAUCUGACCGCUGUCCAUCGCCUUAACAAAGAACACAACAUCUGCAAGAUAGGUACUGUGGUCCACACUAUGUCCUGGAACGACUCCUCUAACAUCCUGUGUGGUAUUCAGGACACACAGUUCACUGUGUGGCACUAUCCCAGUGCGGUCUUCACGGACCUGCUGGCUAAAACACUCUACAUGAAAGACGCCAGGUAA
Molecule: messenger RNA, 1641 nt
Organism: Salmo salar (Atlantic salmon)
Lineage: Eukaryota; Metazoa; Chordata; Actinopteri; Salmoniformes; Salmonidae
Product: intraflagellar transport protein 80 homolog
Biological process (GO): cilium assembly
Cellular component (GO): centrosome; cilium; intraciliary transport particle B
Molecular function (GO): protein binding
Source: RefSeq, a predicted model, not a curated record